CCAGAGUUGGUCAUUUCUCGCACUCAAGCUUAAAAAGAGCUAUUUCUAGUGCACAAAAGAGAAGUGUGCUUUGAUUCUCUUUAGUGUAAAUGAGACUUUGUGCACCACACGGAAGUUCUCCCAUGUACCAUAUAUCUAGUGCACUUUGAUCGUUACCAGGGGAAGUGUUAUUUACUUCACUCUCGAUCCCACUCUCCAUCAAUUGAGCUUCAAAUUUUCAUGCAAUAAGGUAGAAGUUUGUGAACCGUAGACCUCGCAGGACGUCCAAAAUCAGUAUGACGGAGAGCCAAAAACGGAAAGCUAUCGACAUUCAAGCAUUUUUUUCCAAGAAAAAAGUUGUCAACGAUGCUGGAGAGGAGAAGACGAUAACCACUUGUCUGCUAUGCGGCGAAGCAACGAAAACUUUCAAGUGCGAAACUAAGUUCAAUCUCUCUCGGCAUAUUGUAACUUCCCACAAGGCAAAGGCAACAGAAAUAGGUCUUCUUACGGAGGAAGAAUCGAUGAAGAGCCAAGCCGACGCGAAACAAAAGGUGGUUAUCUGGAUUGACCCGAACGUCUACGUUACCUCCAUGGUGCAAUGGGUUACAGAAGGAAACCUUCCCUUUCGUUUUUUCGAUACUCCCUACGCCCGGAACAUCCUUGAACCAAUGGAGAAAGGCCUGAAGCUACCUCACGUCGGGAGAAAAAGUAUUGUCAAGUAUCUGGAAUCAGUGGAGCAGCAUAUUGUACAGUGCAUUACUGAUAAACUUCGUGGGAAUAUGCUCAGCCUCAAGAUGGACCUUGCCUCCCGAAAAGGAAGAUCUGUUCUCGGAAUAAAUGCCCAAAUAAUCGAUAACGGCAAGAUUACCGUGUAUACGCUUGGCAUGAUUGAAAGAUUCGAGCGAAACACUGCCGAAAGUCUGCGAGCUGAAAUUUUGCUGUUACUCAAGAAGUUCAAUGUUGGUAUCACUCAGAUAUACACAGUCACAACUGACAACGGAAGCAACAUGAUUAAGGCAACCAAAUUAUUGAAAAACGAACAGUCAUUGCUAAUGGCUGAGCUGGAGGAUCCUAAAACGACGAGCGAUGAAGAAACCGACAUUGAUUAUGCAAGCUUCUACUCCGGUGAUGUUGACCACGAAUGCGAUACAGACGCAGAGUUUUUGGAUCGGGACGACGAUGACACAGAAUCUUUGAAGAGUUUCUCAGCCGACGAAGUUGAAUACACCGAAGAAAUUGAUGACUUGGAAAACCUCAAUAACGCACAUCUAACGGGGGUGAGAUAUGCUGCCCAUGAUGUACAGCUCUCGGUUUACGACGUUUUCAAAAAGAAGUCCGUGACAAUCUUUCUGGCCAAAGCGAGGAAACUAGUCAAAACCCUCCGGGCACAGCCGUACGGAAAUUCGUUUCGUUUGGAUAAAUCCAAAAAACUGCCAUUUUUCGAUGGAGACACUCGUUGGGGUUCGAGUCACCUGAUGGUUGAUUGCCUACGACACCAAAAAGACUUCAUCAUGUCAUUACUCACCCCGGAUCUUAAGAAGCAGUUUGGUGCUAGAUUUUGGUCGACCGUGGAUCAGUUUGUUCAAGCAACUAAGCCUGUAUAUGUCUUGACCAAGAGAAUACAGGAGGAAGCAUUGACAAGUGGAUCUUUCUAUCUGUACUGGAAAGAAUGUACGCUUGAGCUUGAAGAUAUUUGCUCAUCCCUAGCUAAACAACUCAACAGAGCUUUGAAAGAUCGUCAACACAUGUGGAUGGACAAUGAAGCCUUUUUAGCAGCCCUGUAUAUGGAUCUCCGCCUUAAUGAUUUCAAUCCCCCCGUCUUGAAUCCUGAUCAACAAGAAAGAGCAAUUAAGCACAUUCUCAAGACUUGGGAAAACAUGAAGAUGAUUCGUGGUAGUGAGGCACAAUCAACCACAGACGCUGGCGACCCCGUGCCUUCGACUUCAUCUGCAACCAGCCUGGGGAGACUGACGAGGGUCGAACAGUUGCUGUCGGUGAACCGUCAGGCAAGAAAAAGCGAUUUCAAUGACAUGGAAAAACGAAUUCGCAGACUACGGCUUGAACCAUCUCUGCCACUUGAUACGGACAUAAUUUCAUGGUGGCAAGUGUCUAAGCCUAAGGAGAAGGAUCUAGUUAUGCUGGCAUUGGUGAUAUUGCAGAUUCCGUGUACUCAAGUAUCGGUAGAAAGAGCUUUCAAUGGACUUGGACAGAUUCUAACCAGGUUUCGAACAAGACUUGGUCCUGGAACACUUGGAAACGUUUUGUUCGUGAAGGCUAACAGUGAUUUACUAAGAGAGCAUACCUAUAAACUUAAACCAUAAUUAGUAUUACAUUUGAAAACUUGAAUUUUGCAUUUAAUAAACACUUAGUUAAUAAUUUUUUGGCGUUUCUUUUUUGACCGAUGUAGUUGUCUCCAAAUAAGAGCCCAAAAUUUAAAAUUCUUCGCCUGUAGUUCCAAAUCAUCGAUGACCAAGACUGGUUGGCUAAAGAUGGGUCUUUUCAAAUAGCCCCUGCAAUCCUCAAUGCACAUGGUACUGGUUUUGGACUUCUCUUCUUUUGAUAAGUGUAAGAGAAGAUAAAUCUCUUUCUCUUUAGCUUGAUCGCACAAAUGUGUGCAUCGUAGUAGGAGUGAAAACCACAAGAGCAAUGUGAACGAAGUAAGCCACGUGUGCCGCGUGUAAAAUAUACACUUAUCUAAGAGUUCUCCUCAGAGUUGACCAACCCUGG
Aedes albopictus (Asian tiger mosquito) is the source of this 2706-nucleotide messenger RNA. RefSeq lists its product as uncharacterized. Gene Ontology annotation, cellular component: nucleus. Bases 276 to 2300 code for a protein of 674 amino acids. The transcript has 3 exons. The record is from RefSeq and is a predicted model, not a curated record. Gene Ontology annotation, molecular function: protein dimerization activity. Lineage: Eukaryota; Metazoa; Arthropoda; Insecta; Diptera; Culicidae. Gene Ontology annotation, biological process: regulation of transcription by RNA polymerase II.